GCUCCGGAAUUGCUAGUAAAACGAUCCUGGAAAAGUCAAAAUAUCUUGGCAGGUAGAGGUGCUGCAUACUUUAAAACUUGCCACCAUGAAGGACAGAUUUGAUAAGAAGACUAAGCAGAAGCAGGAGGCAUAAUUCCAUCUGCAGAAUCAGGACCAUAGAGCUGAGGAAUGCUGAAGCUUACUUUGUAAUAGUAUUAUCUUAUAUGACCAUUAUCUCAUUUUGUGAAACAAUGACAUCAUCCAAUUUGCUGCUAGAACUGUUUUGUGCCCUAAGAAGAAUGUGUGCAAGGAUGUGACCAGGAAACAAUUGACGAAACGUGAUGAAAGUUCAUUACAUCAUAUAUAGCUGUAAAGGACCAAGUAAGGUCCUUUCUAUGUCCAUGAAUUCAUGCCCUCCUCAAGUUUCCACGCUGCCCACUCAAGUAACACUAACAACGAAAUGCAGAAAAAGAGAAACUAAUAGUUUCACCCGUUUCACUGCAAGACCACUCUACAGGACCCAAUGUUUUGGGGAUCUACACAUGGGCUUCACAACUCACAAUGGUUAUCGAUAUCAACAGCAGUAACCUAUAUGGUAACAUUCGAUCUUUUGUGAUAGAGGAUCUGAAGGAUCUCAGCACCACUAUAAUGAUUUCGGGAUCUUUCAACCCACGUCUUCUGACGAUCAUUCAAGAUGCUGGCGCUACGACAACAAGCCCUAUGCCAACUUCUAGCUUCUCCAGUGAAAAUGAUACUCAAUGUGGUGAGCAGAUCCUCAACUAUGGUCACUUUGAAAAACUGGUAAUAGGGGCCAUCCUGUCUCUCAUUACUUUACUGACAAUCGCAGGCAAUUGCCUGGUGGUCAUAUCUGUAUGCUUUGUGAAGAAACUCAGACAACCAUCUAACUACCUGAUUGUGUCUCUGGCUUUAGCUGACUUGUCUGUGGCUAUAGCUGUCAUGCCUUUUGUCAUUGUGACUGACCUCAUAGGAGGAAAAUGGAUUUUUGGGCAUGUUUUUUGCAAUGUCUUUAUUGCCAUGGAUGUGAUGUGUUGCACAGCUUCAAUAAUGACUUUAUGCGUCAUUAGCAUUGACAGGGCCACUGGACACGGCGUACCAUCAGAUGACAAGCUUUGUGGCAGAAAAUGUGCUCCUCAGUAA
Molecule: messenger RNA, 1137 nt
Organism: Spea bombifrons (plains spadefoot toad)
Lineage: Eukaryota; Metazoa; Chordata; Amphibia; Anura; Pelobatidae
Gene: HTR7
Product: 5-hydroxytryptamine receptor 7
Exons: 2
Coding region: 541-1137 (198 amino acids)
Biological process (GO): adenylate cyclase-activating adrenergic receptor signaling pathway
Cellular component (GO): membrane
Molecular function (GO): G protein-coupled receptor activity
Source: RefSeq, a predicted model, not a curated record